AAUGGAUAAUAUUAAGUAGACAAAAAAUACAGCCAGAAUUUGUCUUAUCUAGUAUUUAUUAAUUGUCAUAACAAUUAAUAAAUACUAAAUAAGACAAAAUAUGACUAUUUUUGGCUAAUUUUUUUUUGUUACCAAACAUUUUAGUAUUCAAAUAAGUUCCAACCCAUGCCCGCGUCGUUUCUUCCUCCAUUGGGGUUCCGUUCCUCUGAAACCCUAGUAAAGCCCUAGUUCACUUCUCAAGUUAUCUUGCAGGUUCAAAUUCGUCCACCCAAACAAUUCAAAUUCCUUCGUCAUUCCCCACAUUGCAGCCAUGGCGGAUCGCGAAGGUGCUGGCCUAAACCUGCACGCAAAGGUCACACACGACGCGAAGCUCAAAGAACUGCUCCACAGGAUCACCUCGCUGGAGAUAAAGCUAUGCUCCGACGCCACAAAAGAGUUCAUCAAGAUCCUUAAAUCCGAAGACGGAGGAUCGUUGCUGCGCGAGUACCUUCGCGGUUCACCGAAGUGUUCUGAGUUAUUGGGAGCAUGGAAGCUAAGGCAAGGAAAACAGGGAAUGCACUAUGUAUUGGACUUAAUUUCCACCAUCCUUAACCACCCUAUCGGAAAAUACAAUCAUGCUGACGUGGAAAGUGUGAGUGUUAGCAAAGAACUCGACAAGUUCGCGAGGUUGAUUUUUGCUGAGUAUAUAGGUGAUGUUUAUAAGGAGUUGAGUAGUAAGGAAGUGAAGCGCCAGAAGGCUGCACUUAUGCUCAUGGUUUCGGUGGUUCGGCGGGGACAUAGUUUGGCCUCUGAGGUUGCCAAGAAUUUCGAUUUUAAGCACCCGGAAUUCAAGCGAAUUGCGGAGCCUAAGAGGAGGAACAAUGACGAGAGGAGUGCCAAGAUUGGGGGGAGGUGGUUAUUAUUGAGAAAGUCGUUUGUUGGGUUCGCUAUGUCUUUUUUGGAGGUUGGGAAGCCUGGCCUACUCAGAUGGAUUCUGCAGCAGAGGGAGAUGUAUUAUGGCGUGCUUCGUGGAUUGGGAAACGACGAUGAUGAGACAGUUAUGUUUGUUUUGACGACCCUGCGGGACAGGGUUCUUGUGAAGGAGUCGUUGGUGCCACCGAGUCUGAGGAGUGUGUUGUUUGGGAGUGUGACGCUGGAUCAGCUGGUUGGUGUUUGUGGAAGGGAUGGUGGUGGUGAUUCUGCUAAGUUGGCGUAUGAGGUUCUUGUUAUGGUUUGUACUAAUCCGAUUAAUGGGUUGAUGCCGGACUUGGAAAGGCGUCCGAAUCCGUUGAAGGGUAAUCCGAAGAGGAUCAUGGGGUUCAUGAGAAAGCUGAGGGGGACUGAGAUUCAAUACCACAGAGAUUUGCUUUUGGCGAUUUCUAAUGCCAGAUUUUCUUUUGGCUUGUCAUAUUUGAAAGAGUUUCCAUACAACAUUGAAGAUGAUACAUCACCUUCAUGGAUAUAUGCAAUAUCUCUGGCAGCUGAUUUGGUUUCAUCAGUGGGGAAUGGCCUUUCCAAGGAACUGGUUGAUUGUCAAUCAAAGGAUCUGCAAUCAUUUGACAAAAUGGAUUUACACAGUACCGUGAAGUGUUUGUUUCCUCGUCCAUUCAGCAGGUCAAUUUUUAAUAAGGGAUUGCUUAGUACUAAACCUCAUGUGAAACAUGGCGCUCUAAGGCUUAUCCUGGAGUUAAUGAAAUUUCUAGAUUCUCUCUUUGGUGGUAUGAGCCGCAAUUCGAGUUUUAGAUAUAAAUUAUCACAAAAUAUGGGGUCUACCAAGCAGGAGAUUCAGAAUUAUGUUCAGGCAUUUCUUCCUGAUCCUCAAGUUUUAAUAUCUCUGAUUUACCCUUUAGAUUCCUGUUCAGAAGCACAAGAGUCAAGUUUGAAGAGAACUGCAUGUGAUCUUGAACAUGUCAGCAACAGCAGAAAGAAGUUAAAAAUGGAUACAUCAGAGAAUGACAUAGAUAUAGUUGUUGGUGGGAUUAGUACAGGUCCAGAUAUUGAUUUGGCCAGCGACAGUGGAGCAGUUGACAAUGAUGUAAAACCUGAUAUGUUGGACGAUGAAGAGGAUCUCAUGAAUAUUAUGGGGGAAAUUUGGAGUGUGGAUCUCUGUUCCAUGGGUGUCAGCACAUUGAGGGAUGCAGAAUCAUACUUAAAGUCUAAACUGCUUGAUGCUCUCAAAUACUAUCGCCGAACUUUGCCUUUCACUCUGGAUAAAUCUUUUGAGUCUUUCAAGGAUCUUCUCAAAAACCCAUUGGAGUUAACAAGUAAUCUGCAGGUCUCAUUGUUGUCUUUGCUAGCGGAAUAUAUUGAAUGGUGUCCGGAAAAUGAUAUUCCAAUAAGAACUCCUCCCAUGUUGUACAAAUAUCUCCAGCCGUUACUUAAGUUGUUAAUGUUUUCACCAGUCAAUGGUGCAAGGGAUCAGGCAUAUAGGCUGGCUAUGGCAGCUAUGUUUAGUACUGGUGCUUUUGACAGGAACCCUCAUGAAAUAGAAGCAUGGUUUUUAUAUUUACCAGGUUAUCACAAAACGAGAUCCCCCAUCAAUAUCCUGGAGGUAGAAGUAUUGCAGAGUUUGUGCUCAACUGUCAUAUCAUUCUUGUGUGAUGCUGUUUCUACAAUUGGGAAUAAUUUAUUCAAAUAUUGGAGUAUUCUUAAGAACUAUGUCGAUGGUUUGAAAGGUGGAAAAGAGUUAUCACCUGAUUUUAGCCCUUUGACUGUAUGUGUGCUGGAGAAAUGUCUGAGGGUGAUCAGAUCUAAAUCAGGAACCUAUUCGCUGCCUAAAAAAUCAUUGGUAUUAUCAUACACUUGCAAUACAGUCAAGUCUCUCUUGCAAACACAGGUCGAUGCUGAAUUGUUAUCUGCUUUAGUUACUGCAGACUUAAUGCAGAGACUUGAUGACAAUUAUGAAUAUGACGGAGCAUUUCCCAAGUGGAAGCCAAUGAAGAAUUUGUUGGAUUUUCUGGAGAGCAUAUCAUGCCAACAAAAUUGCUCACAUUUCUCUAAGAAUGAGGAAUCUGUGCCUCCUGAUGGCUCCUUAGGAAGUGCACUUGGUGAUUUAAAAGUAUUAUUAAGUAGCACUGCUAGCAAUGAGAUGGCUGAAACAUCCAUGGCUCUCCUAUCCUCCUUUAUUUGGGGAGGAAUUGAUGAUAAAUUGAUGAAUCUGCGAUCACAUGCACUCAUUUCACAUGACUUACUUGGAGUUCCUUUCUCACUUUUGUCAUCAGUAUUUCUUCUUGAUCCUAGUGUUAUUCUCCAUGCUUCCAAGCUGUGGCCUGUAAAGUUUGCUGUUGGCUUGGACAUGGCCAUAUCAGAUCUUGAUACUAAUAGUCAAAAUGCUCCUCCUGUUGAUACUUUUGAUCUUACUUUUCAUCCUGACUCCCUAACAUGCAACCAACUUUUGGAUUCUUCUGAAGCUGAUGUAACUGCAUUCAGUAUCUUUCUAAAACAGGCACCUUUCCAUGUGAUAUUUCCUGCAGUGAUGUGUAUGGAAGGCCCUGAUAUAUCAAAGGUAUCUAAAGUGAAAGACCUGCUUCUGCAUAAAUUAUCUAGGUCCAUGAGUGAUUCCUCCCUUCUUCACUCUCUGAGACUUGUGCUCUUCUGGACUCACCAGAUUCAGUUGUGUUAUAAAGUUAAUCCGUUAGCUGAAACUGAAUGGCAUUUGAAUCUAUGUGUCAUUCUUGUAAGGAAGAUACUAGCACAAUUGUUGGUUCCAGAAGGUUCUUUGGACUGCUCUACAAACUCUGCUUUUUGUUCUUCAAGCUAUAACAAUCAAGAAGUGAUUAAAAUAAUCUUUUGUCAUCCUUCUCUUUUGAUGUCAUUAUCCUCUCCAUUGGGAAGUAGUCACAACUUUACAAAUGUCACUGUAGGGAAUGGCUUUGAGGUGCUCAACGGAUUAUCCGGAGAGGAGUUUCACAAAUUUAGGAAUCCAAUUUUAAAUAUAUUGAGAAUGGCUCUAGACUACAUGUGGUCCUUAUGUAGUUCCCAACUUUGUGCAUCAGAAUCCCAAGAAGUUACCAAUAAUAUUGUGGAAGCCUUUAAAGGUCUUCAACACAAGCUAUUUGUAAUUGUUAGAGACAGAUUUGAGCUGUGUAUUUCUGCUAAAGAUAUGAUACCUCUCCUUCCAACAUCAUAUGCAUUGCAUUUUUGCAUUCGGUUUUUAUCUCCUUUUAAGCUCCUUGAAUUAGUAGACUGGAUAUUCAAAAGAGUCGAGGUGGAUGAUUUGCCAACUAAGAAAUCCUGUUUGUCUAUUGGAUGUUCCUUGGUUGCCGGUGCUUUUAAUACUUUGUCCAUUUAUUUUCAACAGCCAAUCAGGAACCGAGCACCCUAUGAUAACUUUUGGGAGAUAUCUGAAAAGAAUAUCAGAGCUGAUGUUUUCGAGCAGAUCUACAGCAGGGUAGUUGAAUUUUCUCUAAAUUAUGAAACAGAUUGUGCGGAUAAAUGCUUAGUUGAAGCUGUGAAUGCUUUGUAUAUGCAGAAACACAUGCAACAAGAAACAUUUCAUCCUUUGCUGUUGGUCAUGUGCAAAAUCGUAAUGGUUACUCCUGUGAGAAUGCUUUUUCAAUGUGUUCAGAAAACAAAUGCACAGAGAGCAAAAUUCCUGUAUAUCCUCACUGAAAUGAGCUCUGUUCACUCGUCAAUCUUUGGGCAUUUAUUUUUGGCUUUGGUGAAUAAGGGUUUAUAUCAUGAUAAUAUUGGAUUCGAGGGACAAGCCUCUGAUCUUACUCUUUCAGAGGAUCAGUUUUUGCUGCUUCUUCCUGCUGCUUUGUCUUAUUUGAGCCAAAGCUCUAAGAGAUUUGGGAGGUGCAAUCACAAAGAUCUUAAACAUUUACCAUACUUUUACUCCAAGAUUCUUUUGAAAGGUCUUAGUGAGUGGAACAAAUUUAUUUCAAAAGACAUAUUUGAGGAAGAAUAUGGAGAAUUCUUUCCAGCAUCUGUGCAACAACUACUGUGUCAUAUGGAUCAUAGUCUUCUUGGAAAAUCAAUCCAUAUGUUGCAGUACCACUUUGCUCUUAAUGGAGAUUCAAUGAAAUUGAAGAAGCGUCUAAAGCUGUUCAAAUCCAUUUGCCAACAUUCUGCUGCACGUGAUGAACUGAUGGACUGUGAUAGUCAAGUUAUUAAUAAUUAUUCAUUGAACCAGUCUCUCAACUUCAUUAAUCGUGUUGUUGCAAGGAUAUCAUUUUGCAAAUAUAUAAACUUGUUGGUGGAUAUUUGGCAGUCAAUUGUUAAGAAAACAUCUUUGCCUCCUAAUCAGGCUGGAGCUGGAAAAAGCACAAACAUUUUGUUGCUAUAUAAUCACUUGGAGGUCUUUGUGUUAGAAAAUAUUCUUGAGUUAACAGUAAAGAUGCAUGAUGGUCUUAUCCAGUUGCAGUCCAUUGCUUUCCUAGAGCAAUUAAUCAGACAUGCUUUUCUAUAUAGAUUUGGUGAUUUUACAACAAUGAAGACCCUCCGUCUUAUAUUAACUCAGCUUAAUGGGGGCAGCCUAUCAUGUGAUACAUAUCUUCAGUUGUUACUUGCCCACUCUCAGUUUGCCUCCACUCUUUAUUCAGUGUGCAAACCAGCAGGUUCCUUAUUCAAGCCAGUAUCCAGCAUUCUGAAAUGUCUUGUCAUCCCUUCUCAUGACCAUCGUGAAAAUGAUGAGAAGCUCACUGAGAAAUUGACUGAUCUUUCUACAGGACCAUUGGAAAUUGUUAGAUUGCUUCGGGUACUCUUAUGGAUGAGGGGUCAUCAAACUGAUAUAGAUUCUGGAAAUGAUAUUGGUAUAAAUAUAAAAGAAUUGCAUGCACUACUAUGUCAUUGUUAUGGUGCAACACUCAAUCAGAUUGAUUUGGAGAUAUAUAAUCUGAUUCAUGAAAUUGAGUCUAUGACUGGAUCACAGUCUUUGAACUUAUCUGAUGUGGAGUGCCUAUGGGGACUUGCUUCUUUGGACCCCAACAUGGGCCAUUCUCUUGAACAGUGUGCAUCUUCUAAUAUCAAGUUUGAUUCAGAACCAAUUGAAGUAUGCUCUGGAAGCCAAAAUAGAGAGAACAUUCCAAUUGAUCCUGACAUAUGCAUUUCAACAGUUCUCACUACCAGCAGGAAACAAUAUUGAACCAGAUACUUUUGGUAAACAGAUACAAUCUCCUCUUGUUGAAGUCGGACUACGUUAUGAUCCACGAUUUAUCUUGCGUUUCUCAAUUCAUAGCCUGUCACAGUCACGUAUAGAGCCUGUGGAGUUUGCUGGGUCAGGGUUGCUUGCAAUUGCAUUUGUUGGCAUGUCAUCAUCAGACCUUGGGAUAAGAAAAUUGGCUUAUGGUACUCUUGAUAAAUUUAAGAGUGCAUUAGAGAAGUGCCAAAAGAGGAAGGAUGUCAUGGGACUUCGGCUUCUAUUAAAUUCUAUUCAGAAUAGCAUAGAAGAGCCAUGGCAAAGAAUCCCUUCGUUUAUUGCGCUUUUCGCUGCUGAGGCAUCCUGCGUAUUGUUAGAUUCUUCACACGAUCAAUAUGCUGCUAUAAGUACAAUGUUGAUACACUCUUCUAAACUGAACAUGAGGGUUAUACCUUUGUUUGAUAACUUUUUUUGGAGUACAUCUAUAAAUUUCAAAGCUGAAAGGUGUUGGAUGCUUAGGCUACUUUAUGCUGGCCUGAACUCAGAUGAUGAUGCCAUCAUAUAUAUCAAGCACUCUAUCCUUGAGAGUCUAAUGAGCUUUUAUGUCUCUCCUCUUAUGGAUGUUGAGUCAAAGGACCUAAUCAUUGAGGUUAUAAAGAAGUCUGUUAGAUUUCAUAAGAUUGCUCGACAUCUAGUGAAACAAUGUUCUCUACUUUCAUGGUUUUCAUCUAUUAUCUCUGUUAAUAGGGAGAGGCUCAACGGAGAAGAAAAGAGAGUAUUCUUGAAGCAUGUGUCGGUAAUAUUGAAGGCUGUCAAUGAUGUCAUUUCAUUGGGAAGCAUCUCCAAGUGGCUGCAAAGUUAUGGCCUUGAGCAGCUUAUGGAGCUUUCGUCUAUUCUAUUGAAUUCCUUACUACAGGAUGUUACAUUUGCUAAUGAAACUUUAGGAUUUAUAAAUCCUUUUCUAAAAAUGAUAGCAUCAAUGUUUAAAUUAUCUCAGAAAAGGAAAAUAUAUCAGCCACAUUUUACACUAUCAAUUGAGGGCUUAUAUCAGAUAUAUCAGGCUGGUAGUACUGAAGCAACAAAAGGUAUUAAUCAGGAGGCUGCUUUGGAAGCCAUACUUAUGAAUGCACCUCCUAUCUCAAUCUUCCUUAUGAAACAGGAAAGGCUUGAAAGCUUUCUUAUUUGGGCAAUUACAACUGCUUUACAGUCUGAUUCCUCACGAAGGAUGAGAGCGAAUAAGUCUCACAUCUUUCACACAAAUAAUUACAGGGAAGAGUCUCACGAGCGUUCGUUACUGUCAAAAUUAUUACGUUGGUUAACAGCAUCAGUAAUCAUUGCGAAACUCUAUCAGAAACCCAAUGAUAUGGAUUCGGCAUUUGUUGAAACACAUGAUUUAAAUUCCCUUCAUUCUUUACUGGUACAAGCUGGAAAUGCCAAUGGACAAAGACAUGAUAUUGGAAUUGGCUGUGGGAAGUUACUGGCUUCUGUGAUUUUCUGUCUGCAACUUCUUCAUGACAUAGACCCUGAGGUGCUACCAUCAACUGUCUCCGCUCUCUGUCUUCUAACCUUUGGUGCUUCCAACUUUGCAGUUGGCAGAGGUGAUUUAUUGAAAGAAUACAGCACUUUGAUAUCAUCACACUGUUCAAGGGUGCGGUGCCCUCCUGAAGCUAAUCCAGCUUGGAGAUGGUCCUUUUACCAUCCAUGGAAGGAUUGUUCACCGGAGUUAACUGAUUCCCAGAAGAUGGAUGAAUAUCAUUCUUGUCUGACUUUGUUAGUGGUUGUCUCAAAUGUUCUUGGCGAAAAGAAAUUAGAGUUGGCGAGUUUCUCUCCAUUAGAUAUAGAGAGAUCUGGCUUAUUCCAAUGGGAAAAAAGUUUACUAGAAAAUUGAGUGCUAACCAAGAAUUUUAUCUUGUGUGGCAAUGUAGUGUUUGUGUUAGGUUUGAAAGAAUAAUGUUAUAUAUAUACAUCAUUUUUGAAGAUGUUUCUCAUCCGAGGAAAAAAGCAUGGAGAAAGUGUAUAUAUGAUGGCGCUCACUUCAGUUACCUGUAAUCAAGAUAUGUAUAGCAACGUGAGAAGCAUGAGUGACUGAGUGUAUCAUUUUUGUAACUUAUUUUAUUUUAUUUAAUUCUUUUAAAUUAAGAAUUACAAUUUUCUCAGCUCA
This is a messenger RNA of Arachis ipaensis, 8219 nucleotides long. The record is from RefSeq and is a predicted model, not a curated record. NCBI's taxonomy places the organism in Eukaryota, Viridiplantae, Streptophyta, Magnoliopsida, Fabales, Fabaceae.